Messenger RNA from Anguilla anguilla (European eel), 3694 nucleotides. Its product is annotated as RNA-binding protein with multiple splicing-like. NCBI's taxonomy places the organism in Eukaryota, Metazoa, Chordata, Actinopteri, Anguilliformes, Anguillidae. Bases 440 to 1024 code for a protein of 194 amino acids. The record is from RefSeq and is a predicted model, not a curated record. Gene Ontology annotation, molecular function: mRNA binding. The transcript is spliced from 9 exons.
CUGAAGCGCAGUGGUUCCUCCGACCCCCGCCCCAUAUCCAGCCCCCCAAUAAGAGGGAUGGGAGAGCUUAGUUCUUCAGGGUCCGGCUGACGUGAAUGUAGCAGCUAAUGAGAAAUGAUAACAGUUCUUUCCUCGACACUCAAAGUGGAGCAGUUGGAAGAGCCUGGAAAAGCAGUCCGUGCUCGACCUCGGGAAUAAUAUUGCAUGAAACUUAAACAAAAUAACAGGGUGGAUCGGAGGCAGUUGUUGUGCACUUUACGUUUGAUUUAAUCUUCGCUGUCUUGUAAAUGCCAGUUAAUUAAUGUUGACAAACUGAGGAAACUAACAUUGCGCUGUGCUUGGAUCAUCAGCUUCCUGGUUGCUAUCGACUCUCAGAACAGCUGGAUAUAUAAAAAGCUGUACAGAUAAGGGCGACGCUAAAAGCGAACACUUUAUUAAAAUGAAUAACAGUAAACCUGAAAAAGAGAACGAAUCAAAUGACUACACCAACCACGAAGAAGAGGUUCGGACUCUGUUCGUCAGUGGUUUGCCACUCGAUAUCAAACCCCGGGAGCUUUAUCUCUUGUUCAGACCAUUUAAGGGUUAUGAAGGCUCUCUAAUAAAGCUCACCUCCAAACAGCCGGUCGGCUUCGUCAGCUUCGACAGCCGGUCAGAGGCGGAAGCGGCGAAGAACGCUCUGAAUGGGGUCCGCUUCGACCCGGAGAUUCCCCAGACCCUGCGGCUGGAGUUCGCCAAAGCCAACACCAAGAUGGCCAAGAACAAGCUGGUGGGCACUCCCAACCCCCCUCCGUCCCAGCAGAGCCCCGGACCCCAGUUCAUCAGCAGAGACCCAUAUGAGCUCACAGUCCCAGCUCUGUACCCCAGUAGCCCUGACGUCUGGGCUCCAUUUCCUCUGUACCCCGCGGAGCUGUCCCCUGCUCUACCUCCCGCUUUCACCUACCCCUCCUCGCUGCACGCUCAGAUUCGCUGGAUCCCUCCCGCCGACGGCGGUCCCCAGGGAUGGAAGUCCAGGCAGUUCUGCUGAAAUUUCUGUAUCUGAUGUGUGAUGGCGGCCACAGAUGGUCUUGAUAGUUGAUCUGUCCUGAAGUCCAACCCGGAGGAAUCCCAGCCUCGUUACCUGAACUGUGGACCGUUGGCGACAACACCUCUCUGGGCCCAAGGAACUUCAAGACCUCUGCUUCGAUCACACAUCUCCCCAUCACAGCAUCUCUCUUUCCCUUUCCUCUUCUUUCUUUUUUUACUGUUACAUACUAAAGAUUUCUUCUUAUUAUCUCUCUUCUUAUUAUUGUUAUUAUUGUUGUUGUUGUUUAUUAUUAUGAUCAUUGAUUACUAUAAUACGAGUUGAAGCAUGACUUGCCAAAAGAAUGCUGUAAAUUUUUAGAUAUUUUGAGUAAAAAAUACAAGUAUUUUUGUAUAAAGCAAAUGUUAAAAAUCAUUGCGUUUUGUGCUGUUCUGUUGAUUUAAGUAUGUGAGGAUCCAUGUUAAAAAAUUAGUUUCCGCACCUGGCACUGCAGUCAGUGAGUCACUGUGGUGCUCUGCCCUGUAAGCGAGAAUCAGUAUCUCAUAAACUGCCAGAUCCAAGAUUAUUUAGUAAUGUUGUGUUUCUCUUAUUAUUCUGAUUUCUUCAGCUCUUUUUCCUUUUGUGUUUUUAUUAUUGCUAUUUGCGAAACAGACAACAACACAAGGGAAAAGGCACAUUUUAGGAAUUUGCCACAGACAAAAGUGUACUGGAGCGGUUUCAUAAAUGUGCCUUACUGUUGAUGCUCCUUCUUCAGAUUCAACCUUGGUUCAGCUUGAGAAGUCAGACUUCUGACUGGAGCAAAGAAUCUCUGACUGAAAAAUACAAGAUCUGUCACAUAUAUGACUACGGUUUGAUUUUUGCUCUGGGUUCGCCCAAGGCUUCUGAAAUCGGGAAGCAUCCGCCACAUCAGACUCAGACUGAGACCUCCAGCCUUAUGUGCAGCAGUUCACCAAGAUGGCGCAAGACUGUCUCCAACACAUUCUGAGUAUGCGAAAGGCUGUCAGCCAACUUUAACCUGAGUGCACAAACAACAACAACAACAACAACAACAAAAUGUAUUACUUUGGAGACAUAUAAGAAAUGGACCAUUUGAAGCCCUGCACUCCCAUUGGAGGACACUAGGCCACAUGAUUCUGUGGGAGGCCGGCAUUGACAAACCAAAACCAUGCUGGUAUAACACAGCAAAAAACAACAGAGCUAAUGGAAAAUUUACAGUUUCUCUGUCUUUUGAAACAAUAAUAUCUUGAAUUUUUAUUUGUAAAGUGUGCCUUUGUGUUGUCAUUUUUUCAGGCGUCUCUCAACACGUUCUGUCUGUCAUUAAAUUGUUAUUAUAAUAGAUUUUUGGACUUUGUCUAAAAAAGGAUUUAAUAAGUAAUAAGAGUUAGUGAACAUGGAUGACGAUUUAGCCUCAGAUGUUAUUUCAUGUUGAUUUUGAAUAUUAAAUUGUUGAGAAAAGUCUGCCCCUUAGUUUUCAGCUGACAAAUUGAACUCAUUAUAACAUCACUAGCCUCUAUCUGUUUCUGAAUUUUGAAAGCAAGUCGGUCUUCUUUACCAUCCUAUGAAACCAAUUUGGUACACAUGCAAAUGAAAUUAGUUUUUUUAUACUAAUGUACAAAUAGUUGACCUAUUAAGUUGACCUAUUCAUUUGCCAUAGAAAUAAUGACAGCUAAGUAUAGGAAAAUAAUUAUUUUUUUGAUGUUUGAAUUAAUAUUUGAUGAUGCAAUGGCUGAUUCUGUUCUCUAGGUCUCAGUGAGAUGCUGUGUGAUGUUCAGACAUGACACCCUUUCACUCACACCUACAAGCACGUCACAAAACCUGUAAUGGGCAACAUUUAAAGACUAAAGUUUACGUCAGACGUUCCCGUACUGUGGAUCAAGACCCAAAGCUGGGCCAAAAUAAAACACAAAUGUACUGUAAGUCAUACCAGCCAAAUCGACUUGAACCUACUACAUGACCUAGUUGCAGUAUAUGUGUUGUUUUGAAGUAAUUAUUAUUUUUUAAUUGUUUGUUUGUUGGAGCAUAUAUGAUUGUUUGGCUGCGUUUUAGUCAGGGGGAGGUUUUAAGAAAAUGUAUCUAUUCAUUAAUUGGCUCCUGGGCUUGCUUUGGAGCCACUGUGUUUGGAGUCAAAUGGAGUCAAAAUGGAGUCAAAUGGCAACUGCUAUAGAGUAGAAGAGUAUUUAGAAGCUGCAAAAGAAUAUUACCCAAUCAUUUUUUGCUUUCGCAAGGCAAAGGCUGUUGUCCUUUUAAUGUUUACCAAAGCAAUAAUAGGGAUAAUUAAAGCAGUGAGAUGAGUAUAUGUACAUGGGAUGUAAACUAAAUGUGUACCUAGGAAGUUAAAUUUAAUGUUUUGAGUCCUGUUUCCCAGUCCUGAAAAGCACAACUUCACCGAAAUAUUACACUGCUGAAAACUGAAAAGACUGAUAAUAUGUCUGCCUGCAAUUUACUGACUGAGUGGAAGGUGCAUGUUUAUUUAAUGUUUGCCCAUUUGUUUUCUGAAAAAAAUAUAUAGGCAUGUACAGAUGUGUCCACUAUAAGGAGAAAUUAUAGUAUUUCAAUGAACGAUUGUGGUCAUAUUAGGGAAUUUUGCAAAAAAAAAAAAAAAGAUUGUGCAAAAAAUAAACAUUUUUAUCAAAAUCGAAGAGCCAAAUAAAGAUAACUUGCAUAAGCCAUUGA